ACCCUUAGGGUGGCUCCAAGGCGACAAUGGCAACGACCGGCGUUGGGAAAAAUCUCGAUGUGCAUCGACGGGGGUAUUUUACCUGGCGGGGGGGCUGGUUUGGGAGUAGUGUUCCGAGAUGACGGUGGAAACUUCCUGCUCGCGGCGGGUAAGAAGAUUAAGGGGUCUUUGGAGGUGGAGAUUGCGGAGGCCUUAGCGGCGGAGAUGGGGGCUCAGCUGGCUCACCAGUUCAGUUUCAUGGAUAUUGAGAUGGAUGUGGAUUGCUUGAUAGUGGUUCACAGAUUACAAAACCCGAAUGCAACUAAGGAUGAAGUAACGGUGGUUUGCAGGAAUACCUGUCGACAGCUGGAGAUGAUGCGGGUGAAAGCCAUUAGGCACAUAAGCAGAGAUGCUAAUAAAGGUGCACAUCUUAUGGCGCAUGUAGAGACUAGGUGGAAUGAGCCGGUUAUUUGGGUGGAGAGACCUCCAGUUUAUUUAGUUGAUCAGCUACAGCUGGAUAAUGUAACUGCGGUGACUGAUCAAUAAAAGUUCAUACAGAUUUUUGUUAAAAAAAAAGAGGUAAUUGAAUUUGAUUUAGCCAAACUAGGAAAGUGUUUAGAGGGUUUUGUUUUGAUGAGUGAAUACUGAAUACUAUUAAUUGCGGGCACUCUUCAUUUAUAUAGUACACGCACACACUUUGCGGCUAGCACGUACGAAUGAAUGAAUUGAUUAAUU
Linum trigynum is the source of this 714-nucleotide messenger RNA. The record is from the annotation of a GenBank genome assembly. NCBI's taxonomy places the organism in Eukaryota, Viridiplantae, Streptophyta, Magnoliopsida, Malpighiales, Linaceae.